Molecule: messenger RNA, 3121 nt
Organism: Zingiber officinale
Lineage: Eukaryota; Viridiplantae; Streptophyta; Magnoliopsida; Zingiberales; Zingiberaceae
Product: probable ion channel POLLUX
Exons: 13
Coding region: 111-2906 (931 amino acids)
Biological process (GO): monoatomic ion transport
Source: RefSeq, a predicted model, not a curated record
CGACCUUUUUACUCCCCAAUCUCUGCAUCCAGAUCAACAUCCAAACGGAUACCUAAUCAGACAUAACUAGUUCGAUAAGCACAGUCGCAGUUGGAGCAAUCGGAGAGGCGAUGCCGACGAGUGACGGCGAUCCGAGCUACGCCUCCAACUCUAACCCUUCCUCUACUUCGACGUCCUACCUCGCCAACGGUGGGACUCGGCCGCAGCUCAAGAAGUCCCGUACCAUCAACGCCUCGUCGUCAGCCGCCUCUUCCCAUGGCUCCUGUCCCCCCUUAGUCCGCCGCGCUGCCACCGCCACCCUCCCGCUCCCUCGGAAGCUCACUGUCGUCGUCGAUAACGCCUCCGACUCCCCGGCGAAUGGCGGCGUCCUUGACCGUGACUGGUUUUAUCCUUCGUUCCUCGGGCCCUAUGCGGCCCGGCCCCGCGGCAACAGUCGGGCGGCCACCGUGGCGCGCCCAGCGCCCGCGUCCUCCGGGACGAGUAAGAUGGAGCUGCCGCUGCCGCCGAAGAGACUGGUGGAUCGGAGUAAAGUGGUGGUGUCUGAGGAGGUGAAUAAGGAGUUGGUGAAGCGGAUUGACGAAAGAAGCAAGAACCUAUUCUCUUCAUCUUCUUCUUCCUCCCGUUCUCCUAAAAGGAACUUCCGGUUUGACAAUUCUUUUAUUCUUUUAAUCCUAACUGUGAUAUGCGCCAUUUUAGCGAUUUCUCAGCAACGAAGGGUUUUAGAGCUCGAGAAACAGAUCAGUAAUAUUAAGAAACUUUGCAACUAUGAUGAUGGCAUUACUCAUGAGAAAGUUGCAGUUUUGCAGUUAGACACAAAUAGCAUCGAUAGUAGGACUGUUGCACUAUAUACUGUGGUGUUGUCACUCGUAACACCAUUCCUGUUACUAAAAUGCCUUGAUCACCUCCCUCACAUAAAGUCACUUUCCAAACCCUUGACUUGCAAUGAGGAGGAGGUCCCUCUCAAGAAGAGGAUUGCUUACAGAGUGGAUGUCUUCUUUUCUGUGCAUCCUUAUGCUAAACUUCUUGCACUUCUUUUUGCUACAAUAUUUCUUAUUGGAAUUGGUGGUUUGGCACUGUAUGCGGUCAGUGAUGCAAGCCUUCCUGAAGCUCUUUGGUAUUCAUGGACCUUUGUGGCAGACUCUGGGAACCAUGCUGACCAGGUUGGCUCAGGGCCACGAAUUGUUUCAGUGUCAAUCAGUUCAGGAGGAAUGUUGAUAUUUGCAAUGAUGCUUGGUCUUGUAUCUGAUGCCAUUUCAGAGAAGGUGGAUUCUUGGCGCAAGGGCAAGAGUGAGGUGAUUGAGAGUGAUCACAUACUAAUUCUUGGAUGGAGUGACAAAUUGGGAUCCCUUCUCAAGCAGCUAGCAAUUGCAAACAAGAGCAUUGGUGGAGGUGUUGUUGUGGUUUUAGCUGAAAGGGACAAGGAGGAAAUGGAAAUUGACAUUGCAAAGUUCGAAUUUGACUUCAUGGGUACCUCGGUUAUUUGUAGGAGUGGGAGUCCUCUCAUACUGGCAGACUUGAAAAAGGUAUCAGUUUCUAAGGCAAGAGCUAUCAUUGUUUUGGCAUCUGAUGCAAAUGCAGAUCAAAGUGAUGCUCGUGCUUUACGAGUGGUGCUUAGUCUUAAUGGAGUGAAAGAAGGCCUAAAGGGUCAUGUUGUUGUAGAACUGAGUGACCUUGAUAAUGAACCUUUGGUAAAACUUGUUGGUGGGGAGCUGAUUGAAACAGUUGUUGCACAUGAUGUAAUAGGGCGCUUGAUGAUACAAUGUGCACUUCAACCCGGCCUAGCUCAGAUAUGGGAAGAUAUACUAGGUUUUGAAAAUGCUGAGUUUUAUAUAAAGAGGUGGCCCCAGUUAGAUGGCAUGCGUUUUGAGGAUGCCCUAAUUUCAUUCCCUGAUGCAGUACCCUGUGGAGUUAAGGUUGCUGCAAAUGGUGGGAAAAUUCUGAUAAACCCUGAUGACAGUUAUGUUCUUAAAGAAGGCGAUGAAAUCCUUGUUCUUGCAGAGGAUGAUGAUACUUAUUCACCAGGUCCUCUACCAGAGGUGCAGAGGGGCUUUCUGCCCAACGUUCCCAACCCUCCAAAAUAUCCAGAAAAGAUAUUAUUCUGUGGUUGGCGUCGUGAUAUUGAUGAUAUGAUAAUGGUGCUAGAGGCUUUUCUGUCCCCUGGCUCUGAACUCUGGAUGUUCAAUGAGGUUCCUGAGAAGGAGAGGGAGAAAAAGCUUACAGAUGGUGGAAUUGAUCUUUCAGGAUUAACAAAUAUAAGACUUGUUCAUAAAGAGGGAAAUGCUGUUAUUCGUAGGCAUUUGGAAAGCUUGCCUCUUGAAACAUUUGAUUCUAUCUUGAUUCUUGCAGAUGAGUCUUUGGAGGACUCUGUUGUGCAUUCUGAUUCACGGUCUCUGGCCACCCUUCUCCUUAUUCGGGAUAUUCAGUCCAAACGUCUUCCAUCCAAAGAGGCAAAGUCUUCUUUGCGUUAUGCUGGCUUCUCCCACAGCUCCUGGAUACGUGAGAUGCAGCAAGCUUCUGACAAAUCAAUAAUCAUUAGUGAGAUAUUGGAUUCAAGGACUAGAAAUCUUGUGUCAGUGUCAAGAAUUAGCGAUUAUGUACUGUCAAAUGAGCUGGUGAGUAUGGCGCUAGCUAUGGUAGCUGAAGACAAACAAAUCAACCGGGUUCUUGAGGAACUCUUUGCUGAGGAGGGUAAUGAAAUGUGCAUCAGGCCUGCUGAAUAUUAUCUGUACGAACAAGAGGAGCUUUCCUUUUAUGAUAUAAUGGUUAGGGCUCGCCAACGGAAGGAGAUUGUGAUUGGUUAUCGUCUUGCCAGCACAGACCAUGCCAUAAUCAAUCCUGAAAACAAGUCAGAGGUCAGGACUUGGUCGCUUGACGAUGUCUUUAUUGUCAUCUCAAAUGGUGAUUAGCAUCUCAAAACAGUAGUUUGUGCUUCGUGCUGGCGACCAAGAAAGAACGGAUCGAAUCACGGAUGAUUCAGUAAUAAUUGUGCCUCUAAUCACGGCACCGGUAUGUAUGAUUAUCAUCCUGAGGUUUUUAUUCUUGAAAUACAAUUUGACUGCUGUAUACUAAUUUGAUUGCUGUAUGCUUAUCAUGCUAAUUCAGUAAUUAUUUUAUGUUUGUA